Messenger RNA from Macroventuria anomochaeta, 1155 nucleotides. RefSeq lists its product as uncharacterized. The record is from RefSeq and is a predicted model, not a curated record. Gene Ontology annotation, biological process: lipid metabolic process. NCBI's taxonomy places the organism in Eukaryota, Fungi, Ascomycota, Dothideomycetes, Pleosporales, Didymellaceae. Gene Ontology annotation, molecular function: phosphoric diester hydrolase activity. The transcript is spliced from 3 exons. Bases 1 to 1155 code for a protein of 384 amino acids.
AUGUUUGGUCAAUCGGGACUUACGAGCUUCAUGCUCAUUGCACAGAGCGCCUUUGCCGCAAGCAAGACGACCAACUCUGAUGUUCGCAUGAACCACAUCCAGGUCAUCGGAACCCACAACUCGUACCACCGUGAGGUCUCACUAGCAGAGCGUGCUAUAUUCGAGAAGUAUAUACCUUCUCCGGAAGACUACUACUACUCGCACGCCACACUACCCAACCAGCUGGAGCAUCAGUCUGUCCGCUCAUUCGAGCUCGACUUGCACUCGGAUGAGAAGGGCAGUCUGUACUAUCCUCCCUUGAUCUGGACUCUUUCCAACCUGACAAAUGCCACGACUCCCUACGAUGGCUCUGUGCUGCAGAAGCCAGGUAUCAAGGUCUUCCACGUCACAGACUUCGAUCCUGACUCUGUAUGCCACACCUUCAAGGACUGCUUGACCCAGCUCAAGGUCUGGUCAGACGCAAACAAGAACCACGUCCCCAUCGUUAUUGAUCUGGAGCUCAAGACUGAUGCGCCAGCCUGUGCAGCAGGCGGUGUUUGUCCCGGCGAGGCCACAAACUGGACUCUUCCCCGUCUUCUCAACGUCGACGCGGAGAUCCUCUCAGUCUUCCCCAAGAAGCAGCUCAUCCGUCCAGACGAUGUUCGUCAAGGCAAUUUGACACUGGAACAGAGCGUUCUCCAGAAAGGAUGGCCGCUGCUUAGCGAUGCCCGCGGCCGCUUUAUGUUCUUCUUCGACAACGACCCAAAGCCCACUGACCCCAGUUCUCCUCGCGAGCUGUACAAGUCUGGCGGUCACGAGUCACUCCAGAACCGCACUGUAUUCACCAACUCGCUCGAAGGCUCAUCUGACGGUGCCGUCAUCAAGCACAACGAGCCGCGCGGCAACGAUACUGCUGAGAUCCAGCGCCUGGUGAAGAAAGGCUAUAUCGUGCGCACACGAAGCGAUGUACCGCUCGAUACUGUACUGAACAGGACUACCGAGAUGCGCGACUCGGCAUUUGCAUCUGGUGCGCAUAUUGUCAGUACGGAUUUCCCGUCUUGGGGCAUGAGUGCACGGUGGGGAUGGGACUAUGUUGCGCAGUUGAAGGACGGAAGGGUCGCGAGGUGUAACCCGGUUAACGCACCGAAGGGGUGCAAGGACAGCAAUCUUGAGUAG